This is a messenger RNA of Plasmodium gaboni, 359 nucleotides long. RefSeq names its product putative EMP1-like protein. NCBI's taxonomy places the organism in Eukaryota, Apicomplexa, Aconoidasida, Haemosporida, Plasmodiidae. The annotation marks the transcript as partial. The transcript has a single exon. The record is from RefSeq and is a predicted model, not a curated record.
AAUGAGGAUGCAAUGCCCACACAAACCUCCACCAAUAGAUAUGUUCCAUACAGAAAUGCUCAAUAUAAAGGAAAAACAUAUAUUUAUAUGGAAGGAGACGAACCGGACGAUUAUAUUGUUAAUAUAUGUUCUUCUGACCUAACUUUAUCUUCUGAAAGUGAAUAUGAAGAAGUGGAUAUAAAUGAUAUAUAUAAACCACUUGGUCCUAAAUAUAAAACUUUGAUCGAAGUCGUACUAAAACCUAGCACAAAUAAUAACGUACAAGAUACUUAUACAGAUCAUAUGGAUGAUAGUAGUGAAAUACCCACAAAUAAACUUACAGAGGAGGAAUGGAAUGAAUUAAAAAAGGAUUUUAUCUC